CCACAACAAGAAAACCCAGAUGCCAAGCACCAAAAAGCCUCGGAUAUAGACUGUUGUCAACCCACGCAAACGAACUAAGGACAACGAACUUCGGAUAUGCACCUGGAAUGUUAGGUCUCUUAAUAGAAGACGUGCUCCCGAAGAAUAAGCGGAGGCCCUAGACUUCUAUAAAGCAGACAUCAAAACCAUGCAGGAAAUACGAUGGGAUGGUCUGGUCAAAAACAGGAUAGAAACCUGUGAUAAUUACUAUGGUAACUGCUACCAAGAAAACAAACAACGCUUAUUUGGAUGUAGCCUUGUUAGACUUAGGCAAAAAGUCUUGAGCUAUAGGUACAUCAACGAGCAUCUCAUUACCAUCUGACAACACUAAGGAUAUUAUGUUCUUUAAACUCUGGAACAAAACAUGUGAGCAGUGUCCUAGUAACGAUAUCCAAAUUGUCCUGGGCGAUUUUAAUGCCAAUCUAGUAAGGGGAGACAUCUUUCGUGAAAUAAUAAGGAAAAACAGCUUGCACGACAAGACUUCCGUUAACAGAUCCAGGCUCAUCGAUUUUGCACGGGACGAAGCGUCAUGCUAAUACGCGAUUUCCGCACCUCAAAACCUACAAACGAACUUGGAGUUGUCCAAAUCAUUCUACCGUCAACCAAAUUGACCAUAUUGCGAUCGACGGUAGACUCACUUCCAGCGUCAUGGAUGUCCGAACUUUCUGAGGAGCUAACAUCGACUCGGAGAGUGCAUGAGAAGCAUAUAUAGGGUCGAAGAUGCUGAGAGAUUCAAAAGAAAGAAUGAAGUUCGGAAGUUUUAUCAACAGGUGAAACAAAAUUCACAAUCUAAUAUUAACUUCGAACCGAAGGCUGCAAAGACGAAAGUGGAAAUUUCAUCGUGGAACCGCAGCCAAUGCUGAGGAUAUGAAAAGACUACUUCUGCAGACUGUAUAACAGUGACGACGAACCGAUUCUGAAAAAAGGACUAUUUUAGUUUGCUUAGCACAGUUUACAAAAUCUGAUAGGUCCUUAUCAGUGUGGUUUUAGACCAGAAAAGUCCACAGUCGAUCAAAUAUUCACAUUACGGUAGAUCCUGGAAAACAUCUAAGAACAUCAAAUCGACAACCACCAUAUCUUUUCAUUGAUUUCAAGGCCACAUAUGACAGCAUCUACAGGGUCGAGCUGUAUUGAACCAUGUCUAGUUUUGGCAUUUCUGAUAAACUUAUCCGUUUGUGCAGGAUGACCAUGGAGAAUUCGCGUUGCUUCAUAAAGGUUGGAAACAACUUAAAAGAAUCAUUCGAUGCCAAAAAAGGCUUUAGAACAGGUGAUGCGCUGUAAUGCGAUUUUCUUAACAUCGUACUUGAAAGAAUAUUUUAGAGCUCCCACGUCAAAACUAGAGACACUAUCUUUCAAAAGUCUGUCCAAUUACUAGCAUAUGAUGAUGUCAUUGACAUAAUCGGAAGAGCUCAACUUGAUGUCAAUGGGACUUUUGUGAGUAUUGAGGCAGAGGCGGCAAAAAUGGGUUGAACGGUUCAUAAGGGCGAAACGAAAUACAUGCUAUCAAGAAAGGACUUACAGCAUCCAUAGACGUAAGUUUGGGGUAGUGAAGGACUUCGUUAAUUAGGCUCUACUAUGAACGCAGAAAACAACACCAGUAACGCAUGAAAACCAUGGCCCGAAAAGGCUUCGAAUCCACACCCACAGGACAGCGCAGUAGAGGAAGAUCGCCAAUCAGGUGGCGGGCACAAGUGGAAGUAACCUCACCCUUGGAGUGCGAAACUGGAGACAUCUGACUAGAGACUGAGCUAGUUAAAGAAGUUUCUUCUGUGAGGCCCUAGUUAACAUAGGACUGUAGCACCAACUUAAGUAAAUGUACACCAUGUGCUGCUUAUUGUAUGCAACGACAUUCCAAUACAUUCAAACCGAUUGCGCCUCCACACAGCCAACCAGACAGACAGGUAACAGGUUGCCGUUGCGCAGCUCUACAGGAAUCUUCAAAUUUCAUAGUCUUUCCAACCAUCAACACAACCAACAACAACAGGUAUACGAUCCAUGUAAAUACAUACCCCAAAAGACGGCCUAAUGUAGAAGUAUUAGUUAACGGCAGCCGAGGUGCCGACGACGACGACGAUGACUAUGAUGAUGACGAUGGCUCACCUGGGUUGGCCAAGCGUAUCGGCUUUGCUUGAGAUACUUUGUUCGUUCCUAUAUGCAGUUCUGCUCGAGAUCUCUUCGUCUUCGGACAGGUAGCCGCACAAAGAGGUCUUUUAGAGGUUCGUUCAGGAAAACGAUAAACCAAAAAUAAAAUAAUUGUUAUACGCAAAAAAAAAAAAAUAAUGUUAUACUACCAAAAGUUCUCGGAUACAUUGAAUUCACUUUUUAAUACAAUACAACACAAUAUUUUUUGUUUCCUUCUUCUAAUUUCUGUGAAGUUUUAAAGACCUCUACGAUUCUACGAUCAGUGCGUAUAUUGUGCAACGGUCUUAUUUCCAAUACACAAAAUAAAUACAAAAUAUCAUCAAAGUGAAGUGAUUAAUUAUGAAUUUCUAAAACGAAAAAUUUGAAAUUAUAAUUUUCAGUUUAAAAAAAUGAAAAUCAAGUCAAAAAGAAUAUAAAAUUUGAAAAAAAAAAUUACUUCAAAAAAAUAAUGAAAGUGGAUUAUACCAACGGCAAUUUAAUAUUGAGUAAAGUUCCAAUCUGUUAAGCUUUGCUUUUGGAUCUUAUAGUUGAGAGUGCAGAACGGAGGAUCAGUAACGACAGGAUCAACCGUAUGUACUUUAUAUCGGUGUGAAACUAUCGGAUUUUAUCUUACUGUUUGAUAUUUGUGAUAUGCUCAGUAUGGAACUGCAGUCAUCAGUGCAUCUACAGCACUUAAACCAUGGAUUACCAACAUUACAAUCACAUCAGCACCAUCACCACCAUCAUCACCAUCACAGUGGAUUUAUGCAAUCAUCACAUCAUCAUCAGCAUCAAAUAAAUAUGCACGAUGAAAAGUCUCCAAAAGGUCACAAAUUGGAAGGAUAUUGUGGAAGUGGCAGCGGAAGUGGUACGAAUGUCUUGCCAACUUCUGCUGCAGAAUGGAUAUCUAUAAACGAACAUCAAAACAAUGCAGAAGACUCUCACAGUUCUCAGGGAAGCAUAUCUGGCGAUGGUCACGGUGGCGUCAAUCAAUUAGGUGGUGUUUUUGUAAACGGUCGUCCAUUACCAGACGUCGUGAGGCAGCGAAUUGUGGAAUUGGCUCAUAAUGGUGUUCGUCCUUGUGAUAUUUCUAGACAGUUACGGGUUAGUCAUGGCUGUGUAUCAAAAAUACUAUCAAGAUAUUAUGAGACUGGAAGUUUCAAGGCUGGUGUAAUAGGUGGAUCAAAACCAAAAGUAGCAACACCACCUGUAGUCGAUGCGAUAGCAAAUUACAAACGAGAAAAUCCAACAAUGUUCGCUUGGGAAAUUCGCGACAGAUUGCUUGCCGAAGGCAUAUGCUCACAGGAUAAUGUGCCUAGUGUUUCAUCAAUAAAUCGAAUUGUCCGUAACAAAGCGGCAGAAAAGGCUAAACAUGUUCAUCACCAGCAGCAACAACAAACUCAACAACAAUCUAGUUCCUCAGCAGCGGUAGUUGGAACCGCAGCAGGCAGUGGUACUGGGACAGCAGGAGCAAGUGGCAAUAGCAGUGGCAAUGUUGGUGGAAGCGGAAAUAGUGGCAGCGUUGGUGGUGCUCAUGCUCCAGCUAUGCAACAACAACAGCAACAACAACAGCAACCCCCGCAAGCACUCAUAAACCCAUCAGGUAAUGGUUCAAAUCCUGGCGGCGGCGGUGGUGGUGGUGGUAGUAAUAAUGUUGUUAAUGGAAAUGAUGGUCAAGGUGAACAUAGGACAGCUGGUUAUAGUAUAAAUGGAAUUUUAGGUAUACAUCAUGCAACAGACCCGAAUGGAAAUAAUAUUAAAAGAAAACGGAUUGAUGAUCAUGUAAUAUUUUUUUCAGAUGACGAAAAUCGUGACAUCAAUAUUCAUCCCGAAGAGGAUAUCAAACGUCAGAGAUUAGCUUAUAGCGGUGAUCAAUUAUAUUCUAAUAUUUGGUCCGGAAAAUGGUGCAUCAAGGAUGAACACAAACUUUUGUCAGAAUUGGGGAGUGUAACAAAUGGUGGAGGAACUUACUACGAUACACACAACAGCUUUCCCACGUCUACUGGAACUGAAUCCAUUCUCUAUGAUAGUAUAACGACAAUUACGCAAUCACAAAGUUCGCUGUAUACCCCACCAAUUGGAACAUCGAUUGCUGGUGGUUCUUUAACACCAUUAGCACCUAUAAGUAUGCAGGACAUGAAACUUGGCACAGGAAUACUUGAUCAGUCCUUAUCGCCAUAUAAUUCAGUUGUUGAAAACGGUCAUUAUGCUACAAUAACAAAUCUGGGUAAUGUCGUCUCACCACACGCGGAAACAGUUUCAUCACCAGGGUUGCCAAUAACGAUAAUAACUUCUGACAGUGUUGUGCCGGAUAUGCAACAAAACGGUGGUGGCGGCCAUUUAUCUACUAAUCGAAAUAGUUCUUCGAAUAACAAUCAGUCAGAUCAAAAUGUUGGCAGUGGUAGCAGUGGAAGUGGUGUUGCAUCAUCAAAUGCAAAUAACGGCGGCGAUGAUGGCAGAGGGGGCAUUACUUCACAAACUAUGAAUUCAAAUAACAAUUUAAGUGUAAAUACGACAAACGAAAGGGGAAAUUCAAAUGUCUCGCCGAGCCAUCAACAUCAUCAGCAGGAUAAUUCGUCAUUAAUUUUGUUGCAACCUAGCAACCAAAGCGGUGGCGGUUAUUCCUCAAUGCUGCCAAGUUUUAGUCAUUAUUCAACAGGUUGUGGAUCUGUUGUUCCGACAACUGAUUAUGCAUACAGUCCAGCAUAUCCACAGUAUGGCAGUGCCUACGGGUCAUACGGAUAUAGCACAUCUGGUGGACUCCUCAAUACAUCAUAUUAUUAUGAAAGUGGACAAAACCAAACAACAACCCUUAACCAAGACAUGCGCUCUCCCCUAGCUGCAACGCGUGCUAAUUCAUUAGCAAGUGCAGCAUCACCAACAGGCAGUGCUUGCACAAAAUCAGAGCCUUCUGAUAUUUUUCUAGUUUAGUAUUGGUUACAUAUUUAAUCGAAUAUAAACAACAAAUUGAAACAAAAGAAAAAUUAAAAUAAAUUAUAGUAUAUAUGUAUACAUACACAUGAAUAUAUAUAUUAUUAUUAUUAUUAUUUUUAAAAAUAUAUAUAAAUGAAUUAAUAUUAAAGACAAAAUAUUAAAAAUACGAAGAUGAUUAAGGCUAUUAUUAAUCAAUGAUGAUCAAAUAAGUUUAAACGAAAACUAAAAGAAAAAAAAUAAGCAAAACAAAAAAUAAUGUAAUGACCUAGCUUAAAAAACACUCUUUAAAAACAAUUAUUUAUUCCAGAAAUCUUAACUUAUUAUAUAAUAUAUGUUAAGACAAAUCACAAAUGAGAUUAAAAAAAAAACACAACAACAAAAACGCGAAAGAAUAUUUCUUUUUUUAGUGUUAAUUCCAAAUCAGCACGUUAAUAUUUUUUUUUAUCAAAACUAUAUAAAUUGUAACCUUAAUAUUUCUAUUUAUUUAAAAACAAAAAUAACCAAACAUAAUUUUAGCUUAAUAUCUAUGUACUUACUAAAGAUAACAGGAAAUUAAAUUUCCCUCCUCCUCCAUCCUUAAAUUAUUUAUAUCUACUUUUAAUGUAAAUUGCUUCUACUCGUAAUUAUUAUUUUAUUUAUUUAUAUUUUUAUUUUUAUCCAAAAUCCCAGUCUAAUGGAACUUACUAUUAUAACGGAUUAACCACAUAAAUUCAUAUUAAUUAAACAGUAUUGAAAGGUUUUGUCUAGACACUUUGACAAGUCGUGGUCUAUUGUGUGGUGUCCGUUACUGUUAUCGUUACCGUUGCUUUAACAUUCCUUGACAUUUAUUGCUGAUCGAAACAGUUAAAAUUGUUUGAUUUGUUCUCCUAAACAGUUUUAUUUUAUUUGCGAAAUAUUCACAGAAGUUUCUAAACAAAAAGCUUUUUAGUCAGAUUCAACUCGCGAAAGGAUUUUUGGUAGUUUUGUUUCCAUCUCUUCAAAGGAUUUUGAACAAUAAUAAAAUACUCAACCGAAAAUACUAACCGAUACUACCUUGUAAAAAAAUUUUGCUGUGUUAUUUUAGUAAAUAAAAAAAAGAUAAAAAUAGAAAAACAAAAAAAAUAAUAUAAUAAUGAUAAUAAUUGAAAAGAACAUCUAUUAAAUUUUUUAUAUUUUUUUUGUUUUCUUUAAGACUGAUCGAUAAAGCAUAAUAAAGAAUAUCGAAUAAAUCAAUAAUUUAACCAUGUAUUCGAAAAAAAUCCUUUCAUGAGUUGAUGUAAUAAUUAAAAACAUUAAAUAUGAAAAAUACAAAAAAAAA
Eupeodes corollae is the source of this 6391-nucleotide messenger RNA. RefSeq names its product paired box protein Pax-6 (gene sv). Bases 2812 to 5091 code for a protein of 759 amino acids. The transcript has 16 exons. Gene Ontology annotation, biological process: regulation of transcription by RNA polymerase II; anatomical structure development. Lineage: Eukaryota; Metazoa; Arthropoda; Insecta; Diptera; Syrphidae. Gene Ontology annotation, molecular function: RNA polymerase II cis-regulatory region sequence-specific DNA binding; DNA-binding transcription factor activity, RNA polymerase II-specific. The record is from RefSeq and is a predicted model, not a curated record.